CGCCCAAAAGCCCAUGGGGCCUUCAGUGCCAGCUGUACACAGAGUAAUCGCGCGCGAUUCGUUUAUGCCUGAUUUCUCUUUUAUUGAGGAGUCACAACCACAAUCGGAGGCCAUUGCUGCCAGGACAAAUACUCUGGCCAAUGCCAAUGCAAAACCGAAAGAGUGUUCGACGAAUGUUAUAUUAACUACUGAUACGAACUUAGAAAAACGUAAGCUGGGAGUGGAAUCGCAAGAUUUACAUCAAUCCGCUGCAAGGAAAGCUGCGGAACAAAAUAACAUACAGGAGCAGCAGGCAAAAUCGGACUUAAGUGAUUCCUACUUGAAAGAUUUCUCUGAAAUUAUGGACUCACAACCACAAUCUGAUAAUAAGUGGCAUAGGUCUGCUACCAAAAGUAAGCUUACCGAAAUACAAGCAACGAAAUCAAGUGGAAAUGUAAGUAAUUCGUUUCUCAAAGACUUUUCGCUAGUAAUGGAAUCACAGCCCACCAAAAAGGAAAGUCAAAAAGAAAUUGAAUUUGUUAAAAUGGUGGCGCCAAGCACAACAAACGACGAAGAAAGAGCUAAAUUUGAUCUUGGUAGCUCCUACCUUAAGCAUUUUUCCACGGUGAUGGAGUCACAACCAUUUGAAAUUGAACGACAGCAACAACUAUUUAACUCUUCUUCCAAUAAAGAAGAGAAAACUGAAAAGGAAGUCAAGAAAACAAAGAUCCGCAAUUCGGUUUUGAAGGAUUUUUCGUUGGUUAUGGAAUCACAGCCCAUUGUACAUGAAAACCAACUUGUGCAAGACGGUUCGCUCUCUACCUCGACAGUCACAUCAACGACAACAACAAAACCUCUCCCAAUUAAACCUGAAAUAGCUCAGCAAAGAAUACAAGAAAACAACAAACUAGACUUAGGAAGUUCUCGCAUUAAUGAUUUUUCAUUUGUUCCAGAGUCACAACCUUUGGAAAAUUGCAAACUGUGGCUACAAUGUAAGACAGAAUCAAAUAAAUCAAACAGUAACGCAGCUUCACAAAAUCUGAAUCCGACAAUACACAUUAACGAUUCAUACCUCAAAGAUUUAUCAAUGGCUUUGGAAGCCCCAGCACGGGAAAGUGCAAAGAAACAUCCACAAGAGCUACAAAAACUUGCUGUCGAGCCGAAAACACCAGCGCCAGCACCACCAUCUGUGAAACCUCUAAUGUUUUUAGAUUCGUAUAUGAAAGACUUCUCUGGCUUUCAAGGCCCGUCUGGUAAUAGAAUGAGCGCAAAAAAGAGCAGUACACGUCUAACUUUUUUUAAUGAUUCGAAAAAAGCGAGUGACCUCAUAAAUCCUAUGCUAACGGACGUUAACACCAAUAUAGAAACCAAAACAAGCGCUGCUCAAACGCCAAAUAGAUUACUCUUCCUAGAACAAAAACCUCGUACGAGUAUACCUCACAAUCCGCUAAGUAUUCGCCUUUCCGGUGAAAAGUCCUUCGAGUUGAACGCGGAAACCGCUAUGUUCUCCACAAAUAUCAGCAUGAUUAAGAAUUCCACCUUGUUGCCACCUACCGAACUUAAUACCGUACAAGCGCCAACGCCAAUUAAGGAGUACUCAUUGCACAUAAAACAGGAAGAUAAUGUUUUUAAAACACCGCCACCGGCAGUAAAAUUGCCGCCAGCUCCGCCAAAUGCGCCAAACGUAUUAUCGCAAUCCAAUUUGCAGCAAGAAAAACGUACGAGUUAUUCUACAGAAACUAUGUCGGCAAAAGAACAAUCAGCUACAAAAUCUUCGCUUUGCGAGA
This is a messenger RNA of Rhagoletis zephyria (snowberry fruit fly), 1766 nucleotides long. RefSeq lists its product as uncharacterized. Lineage: Eukaryota; Metazoa; Arthropoda; Insecta; Diptera; Tephritidae. The record is from RefSeq and is a predicted model, not a curated record.